AUGACCUCGCGCACGAUUCCCAGCGUCCUCGAUCCCCUCAGCUCAUCCUCGCUCAACAAGCGACGCGAAUUCACGCAUCCACCCUCCAAAAAGCGCAAAACCACACAUGAAAAUGCUGCCGGACAGAUUUCCACCACGUCAAUUGUUAUUCGAGCCCAUGCAGCCUCGCUCUCUGACGAACCACUGGUUCUGGAACCCAUUACCGCUCUCCCUCGCUCUCGACUACCAUUAAUAUGGCUCGACGACGCGUCUUCGUCCCGAUCGGACGCGCAACCGGGCGGCUUGUUCGUGACCGAUAUCCCCACCCUUGAAACAGACUUGCGGGCUCAGGCAGAACCGACGGUUCUGGCAGUACGGCUGUCCGGCAACGGUGGGCUGUAUGUGGUGGAAAGAGUGAAGAGGGGCAUCUACUCGCUGUCCAGGCUUGCUCGCUGGGUGCACGAGGGUGAUCUUCUCGUUGCGGUCAAGGGAUGGCAUGGGUCUCCGCCCACGGGGAUGGUUGCUGCUCCCGACAGUGAUAGUCCAACACCAGAUGGGCUGGACUGGUGGAAGGCUGCUCAGAUCGACGAGCCUGUCUCCGAUCUUGGUGGAUUGAGUGAUAGGACUGCUGGCCUGAAUAUUGCUAUGGUUUUUGGGCCCUCGGAUCCAGAUCCCGAACACGAUGAGACAUCUUUUGUGGAUGUGCUUGAGCAUCGAAGUCAAUCACUGGCUCCUGCUGUCAAGGGUGAUGUGGAUUCUGGGACUGCUUUCGGUCUUCUCGAUACCCAAGCCCCAGGUGAUACCGAUCCCAUGGAUGUUGAUGGCAUUGCCGACACCGACGGACUUGAGGCGCAGCAAUCCCCGGAGGAGCUGUUGAAUGGGAUGAGAGACCACUACCUGCAGGCUCUUUAUGUUUCAAAGACCUCUGUCGCCUACUUUGCUAAAGGCCCGCUGACGCGCUGCCGUGCUGCUUUCCAACCACCGGGCUCUGAACAGCCACAACAACCAACAGAACUUAUUACGUUCUACCAUGAAGCCAUCUUGGCUGCGAAGAAAAUGGACCUCAAAUACAGAGAGACUCUUCCGUCCGUUGUCCGUGAUGCCGUGCUUGCCCUCUCUGACGGCGAGGACGCGGCACCAGCCAAGAAGCGGAAAAGCAAGAAAAAGAAACUGGGCAAGAAUGGUCUUUACCCGGAGGAAGAAAGCUUCGUCCGCAGGUGGUGGAAAGGUCGGAACAUGAACGAGACAACUGCCCAAGAAAUCUCUCGCGAAGUCGAGAGUAAGAAACACAUCUCUGAUCUGCGACUACGCGAGACCCAAUUGCAGAUACUUUUGAUCCUGGAGGCCAUGGCGUUGGAGUUAAGUCCCACCGAAAAGAGCAAGGCCAACAGCGAGAAAGAGAAGGAGUCUCCCAAGAAGACCAAGGCCAAAAAACCCCAAGACCUGAGUGUGUUGCUUGAAUUGCAUCUUGAUCGACUGUGCAUUUGGCACGCUGUCAGUUCGGAGGAGUCGAACGCUGCAGACUCGGCCAAGACAUCUUCAUUCAACAGCACUCACUUGUCUGGGAAGAAAGUGGAAAGCGACGCGGUCCGAGACUUCUGUACUGAAGUGAUCAUCCCAUUCUAUGCGGCCCGUCUCCCUGACAAAUGCAAGCUGAUCACACGCAAAUUUGGUGUGUCCGGUGGUAUUUCGCCCGUUGCUAAGAAGACACAAUCAUCGACAAGCAAGACGCAACGCGUGGAGCCUGGGUCAGAAGUCAAGCGGCAGCAACCGGCACUGAAAUCUCGUCGCUCGCUGCAUCGGGUAUUAACCGAUGAGAAAGUGGCAUCGGUCCGACACCCAUCACUGAACAGGUCGAAGACUGCCCCCUCACAACAAGAGAUUAAGCGUGAUUCGAUGGAACCACUGCUACCUGCGGUUUUGAGCGGUAGUGUUCGGGGCGGCAUUCAAAAGGCGAAGCGUGCUGAGAACCGCGAAGUGGACCUGAAUGCGGUGGCACGACAACAUGAGACAAAACUAAUAAAGGUGCAGAUGCUGGUGGAUCAAAAAAAGGAACUGGAUGCCGCUAUCCACGCUCUUCGAAAGCCAAACCGAGAGCUAGUCGCCAAUGAUAUCGCUGAGGAUGCGACUAAGCGGGUCUCAACGGGAGGAGGGAGCUCUCGGAAGCCAAAGAACCCCGUACGGAACCCGAAUGGCCAAGGUGUGCAAGUUAUGGCCACUCCUCGAAGAAACCGGAAGAAGGAUGCGGUGGUGGACUUGCCUCCGCUGCCUCGUAGUCUCGCCCCUUCACGGUCUUUUGCAGGGGAGAUGCCGGAUGGUCUUGUGGCUGAGUCCUCUCCCAUGACGGUUCCUUCCUCGAUUCGGCGGGCUGUCUCGUUUUCUGGUGCUGAUUCUAGCCCAUUCCAAUAUCGCGAUGCUGCCAACCACGAGUCGCACUGUCAGCCAUCCCACGCGGACAACGGAUGCAUCCAAGGAACUCCAUCCAGGGCCCCGUCCAAGCUGUUCCAGACUCACAUCAACGAUCCACCCUCCGCAUCAUCCAAAGGCAAGGGACUCUUUCGCGUUCCCAAUCUGCCCGCACCUCGUUCUGCGACAGUUCUCUCUGCGCAGCAGACAGGACCAACCACACCCGUCUCUUCGCGUCACAAGGACAUGUCCGCAUCUUCCUCCCAAAACCUGCGCAGCGCUUUUGAGAAUGCUAAAUCCGCGGUCGUCAUGGAUACACCUCCGAAGCAGCGCGACCAGGCAAGCUCGAUGGCUGCUGCCAGUUUUGUUCCCUCCCCCGCCGGUGUAAAAGUCGGUAUCCCUAGCCCAACUCGUGUCGGUUUCAGGCCAGCUGAAAUAGGUACCCCGGUGAAGGGCGCUGUAACUGUGCCGGUGACACCGGAGAAGUCGGAGAACAUUUAUGCGCAGUUGGGCUGGGAUGAUGAUGAGAUGGAUCUAUAG
Molecule: messenger RNA, 2925 nt
Organism: Penicillium lagena
Lineage: Eukaryota; Fungi; Ascomycota; Eurotiomycetes; Eurotiales; Aspergillaceae
Exons: 3
Coding region: 1-2925 (974 amino acids)
Biological process (GO): DNA replication initiation
Cellular component (GO): DNA replication preinitiation complex
Source: RefSeq, a predicted model, not a curated record